AGUGUGAGCUCUACAAAAAUUAAACUUCGUUUUUUACUUUGUCAGUGUGUUGUUGGAGCUUUUGCUCAGAGUGACUAUGAUGAAGAUGAUGGAACGGGUGUGUUGUGUCCAACAGGCUGUGAGUUGAAGAAAACCCUCCAGAAGCAAGAACGUAACGUGAGGCCAACUGUAGAUCAGCUCAAAAGAUCUGUGGAUGAGUUGACCCAGUCCACCAACUCUAUCUAUGGCUACGUCUUGGAUAUGACCGCAGAAGUAGCACAAAGACAAAGAGUCAGCGAGGGCAAUGGUUUGCUGGUUGAUCAGUACACAGACAGCCUAGAGACCCAGCAUGCUUAUAUUAAGGACGCUGUGGAUGUCACCUUCCCCCAAAACAUUAAAAUCCUACAGGGUGUGCUAGAAAAGAUCCGUGAGAAGAUUCAGCGUUUGGAGAAAGCCAUCACUACUCAGAGGGCCAAGUGCCAAAUGCCUUGUAAAGUCAGCUGCCUGAUUCCUGUGGUUUCUGGCAAAGAGUGCGAAGACGUCAUUUGCAAAGGAGGAGAGGAAUCUCAGAUGUACCUCAAACGGCCUGAUCCACUCAGCUUGCCUUACAAGGUCUUCUGCGAUCAGACGAGUAAAAACGGAGGUUGGGUGCUCAUCCAGAACCGUAUGGACGGCAGUGUUGAUUUUGGCAGGCGUUGGGACGACUACCGAAGAUGCUUUGGAAACAUUGCUUUUGAUGUGGGCAAAGGCCACUGCCAGACUCCAGGUGAGUACUAGUUGCGUAACGACCGUAUUAGUCAACUUACAAAGAUGGGUCCCACUGAGCUUCUGGUUGAAAUGGAAGACUGGUCCGGUUCAAAGGUUUAUGCUCAAUACGAGCAGUUCACUGUGCAGGGCGAAGCUACCAACUACAUUCUAGCAGCUGGACGUUACUCAGGAACAGCUGAAAAUACAUUCUUGGAUGGCACAAAAGAACUGUUUGGAGAGAACCGUACCAUGACCAUUCAUAAUGGCAUGAUGUUCAGCACCUACGACAGAGAUAAUGACAAACGGAUACCUGGAGAUCCUUCUAAACAAUGUUCAAGUGAAGAUGGAGGAGGAUGGUGGUACAACCGAUGCCACUCUUGUAAUCCUAAUGGGCGAUACUACUGGGGAGGAGCUUAUACAAAAUACAUGGCCAAGCAUGGGACAGAUGAUGGCAUCGUGUGGAUGAACUGGAAGGGCUCGUGGUAUUCGCUCAAAUCUAUCAGCAUGAAGAUCAGACCGUUCUUCAAACAGUUAUAAAACUUCAAGUAAAUUGAAAUGAGAUGCAGUAGAUGAGAUGCAGAUGUGUCCACUCUUGAGUACAUCCCCAUUCUGUGGCACUCAUUUAAUUUAAGCUUUUUUGAGAAUAGGAGAAUAAAACCUGAACCUAAACAUUUCAAGA
Sinocyclocheilus anshuiensis is the source of this 1405-nucleotide messenger RNA. RefSeq names its product fibrinogen beta chain-like. The transcript has 6 exons. Gene Ontology annotation, cellular component: fibrinogen complex. NCBI's taxonomy places the organism in Eukaryota, Metazoa, Chordata, Actinopteri, Cypriniformes, Cyprinidae. The record is from RefSeq and is a predicted model, not a curated record. Gene Ontology annotation, molecular function: extracellular matrix structural constituent; signaling receptor binding; protein-macromolecule adaptor activity. Gene Ontology annotation, biological process: protein polymerization; positive regulation of heterotypic cell-cell adhesion; fibrinolysis.